GUUUGUGUAGGAGCCCAUUUUAGACCAAAAUGGUGUUCUAGAUACUGAUUGAUCAUUUGAUAUAGGUAGAAUUAACAUUGACCCGGUAUAUAGCGUUAGCGUGAUGUCACUUCCUGUUUCUGGCACUUCCUGUCAGCCGGCAUGGAAUGUAAUAAUAAGUUUGUGCUGUUUGUAUCUUCUCCUUUAUGUCUGAUGAAGUUAGGGGCUCUUACCCCCUAAAAAGUGUAACAAGGACUUUUAUUAUAAACCAGUAAUUAGACCUUGGAGCUCUAGACCAUCUGGAGGACCUAUCGGUGGGAGAAUUAUCUCCAAUAUCGAUAUCAAGAAGCCUGAGGGGGAUAAGUGAUCCAAGGAGGCGAUACAGGAUUUACACUGAAAGUUUUUUUUAGAAGACGAUGGUGGUUUCCAUCGCUGAACCUCCAAGGAUGGGCGAGGACAGAAACCUCAUGGCUGCAAGGAUAUUAGACCUCACCCUAGAGAUCAUCUACUUGAUAACUGGAGAGGAUUACAAAAUAGUAAAGAAGUCGUCUGGUGAGUGUUUGACACCCCAUGUGUCAGGAGAAUGGAGCAGGACCCCAGGAGCCAUCAUCGAGCCUCCACUUUAUUCACUGAUACACGAGCAGAAGAUCCUAGAACUUACCAACAGGAUCACUGAGCUUCUGACCAGAGAGGUUCCUAUAAGGUGUCAGGAUGUCACUGUCUAUUUCUCCAUGGAGGAGUGGGAGUAUUUAGAAGAGCACAAGGAUCUGUAUAAGGACGUCAUUAUGAAGGAUCACCAGCCCCUCACAUCACUGGAUGAGUCCAGUGGGAGAAAUCCACCAGAGAGAUGUCCCAGUCCUCUAUAUUCUCAGGACUGUCCAGAGGAAAAACAGAAUAUCCUACUGGAUCAUCAGUUUCCACAUGUCCUUGAUAUAGAAUCCUCGCAGGAAAGUUAUGGUGGAAUGACGAUUGGACCUGAAAACCUCAAAUCAGAGUCCGUGGACGAUGAAGAAAGGACGAGACGCUCUGACGCACAUCUUGUUUUAUCUCCCGCCUAUACUGUAGAAGAGAAUCAAUCACAAAUUGGCAAAACUAGAACUGUACAAAGACCGGGUAAAAUUUUUGCAUGUUCUGAAUGUGGAAAGCAAUUUGAAAACAAACUUCAUCUUUCCGUACAUGAGAUGAUUCACAAAAAUGAAAGGCCAUUUACAUGUUCAGAAUGUGGAAAAGUAUUUAGUUGGGAAUCGCAUUUCGUGAGACAUCAGAGAAGUCACUCAGGGGACAAGCCAUUUUCAUGUUCAGAAUGUGGCAAAGAAUUUAGAUGGAAAUCACAUUUCGUGAUGCAUCAAAGAAUUCACUCGGGAGACAAGCCAUUUACAUGUUCAGACUGUGGAAAAGGAUUUGGUUGGAAAUCAGUACUUGUGAGACAUCAGAAAAGUCACUCAGGAGAGAGGCCGUUUUCAUGUUCAGAAUGUGGGAAGUGUUUUAGUGUUAAAUCAAGUCUUGUGAAACAUUUAAGUAUUCAUACAGAGGAGAAGCCUAAUUUUUGUUCGGAAUGUGGGAAAUGUUUUAACGAUGUAUCACAACUAAUGGUACAUCUAAGAGUUCACACAGGAGAGAAGCCAUAUUAAUGUUCAGAAUGUGGGAAAUAUUUUCCCCAGAAACAAGCACUUGUGAGACAUCAGAGAAUUCACACAGGAGAGAAGCCGUAUUCAUGUUCAGAAUGUUUUAGUGCUAAAUCGAUACUCCUGAAACAUUUAGGAAUUUACACAUGGAAGAAGCCAUUUUUCACGUGCAGUAUGUGGGAAAUGUUUUAGUUGUAACUCUAGUCUUGUGUCACAUCAGAAAACUUACUCUGAUGAGAAGCCAAUCUAUUAUGCAGCUUGUAUAAAAAGUGGCUCUCCACUGUAGGACCUCUAAAUCAGGAUGCCUUGUAAUGUAUAACUUAAAGGUGUUGUCCAGGAUUAGAAGAUCACAGAUGCUUUCCUCCAAAAACAAUGCCAUGUCUGUUGUGUGUGAUAUUUUAGGUCUGCCGUAUUCACUUUAAUAGAUCCAAGUUGCCAUACGAGACACAAAAUAAAUGCACAUGUACCAAGGAAAACGACAGCUUGUCCUGCAAUCCCACACACAGCUAUGUGGAAAGUUAAAAGCGUUAUUGCUUAUUGGAAGAUAAAAAUGCUACGGCUCUCAGAAUAUGACAAAACAAAACCAAAUGAUUUUUUUUUUCAAAUAUAUUGUGCAUAAGUUGUCCAGUAAACUGCAUAAAUUCAGCAUCACUGCAAUCAUUUAGACCUGCAGAGCAAAGGUAAUAGUGUUAGAGCUAUCAGCAGCAGAGCAGAGAGUGGAGAGGGGCAGAUGAUCCAAGGGAAGCAGAUUAUACAGGUUGUAGAGUAAAAAAGGAUUCAGACUUUGCAAGGUGAAAGCAGCAGCAUUUUGGACUCGCAUAUCUAGCAUGUGCUACAAUGAAGGGUUAGCCUCGCAUGUGAAAAGUCUAAAACUAGUAGUUUGCAAACUGAAUAUUAGACAGUCUGAAAAUGAAUAAACAAAUGAAGAUUUGAAGCUGAA
Messenger RNA from Bufo bufo (common toad), 2544 nucleotides. Its product is annotated as zinc finger protein OZF-like. Gene Ontology annotation, biological process: negative regulation of transcription by RNA polymerase II. The coding region runs from base 396 to 1610 and encodes 404 amino acids. Lineage: Eukaryota; Metazoa; Chordata; Amphibia; Anura; Bufonidae. The record is from RefSeq and is a predicted model, not a curated record. The transcript is spliced from 7 exons. Gene Ontology annotation, molecular function: DNA-binding transcription repressor activity, RNA polymerase II-specific; RNA polymerase II cis-regulatory region sequence-specific DNA binding.